AUGGAGAUCGACUUUAGUAAGUUCAUUUGUUUUUUAAGUACAUUUCCUUUUUUUAACUUUAAAAUAUUGAUAAUUUUCAGUUAUGACAUUCCUGUCACUAGUGUCAAGUGCAAUGGCGUGUACUGUCAUGUUGUGGUUCCAAUGUGGUAGAAACGAUAGAACCAUGGCAAAACCUGGUACAAAAGCAAAUGCAACUGGUAAUGGAGCAGCAGCACCAUCUUCUGGAGCAUCAGAUGGGGUUUUUACGUCGAAUGCUAAAAGAAUCAGAGGAAACUCAUUGAAGAAUGCCGAUGGUAACAUGUCGAUGAGAGGAAGUACAGAAAGACAACAUGUUGUUCAAGAUCAGACGCCUGGAGCUGCUCUGAAGGAAAGAUUGUCGAUGUAAGGUUUAUUUAUAUUUAGUGAUUUAUACUUUAAAGCCCAUUAUGGUUAUUAUAAUAUCGUAUAUUACAGGAGAAGCGUCAAAUCGACUAAACGAUCAAAGUUCAGCAAAGGGGAACGUAAGACGUCAUUUUAACUUUUUUUCUAUUUGGAAACACAAAAUCAAGCCAAAAUUACUAUACAAACGCAUAGAUUUACAAUUUUCCUUACAUAUUCGUUUCAGGAACCGAGAAGACCCAAGAGCCUUCAGAAGCAUCAGCCAAGUCCAAACGAUCAAAAAUGUCGAAAGAAGAAGUCAACAAACAGGAUUGGGAGAAUUUUAAGAAACUGAAAAGUAGCGACAAAGGAUCUCAUAAGUCGACAAAGAAGAAGAAAGGAACUUUAAGUCCAGCCAAGAAGCUUGACGAAUCCCUCAGAACAGCUUCUUCAAAGUCAUCCCUGAAAUCAGCUUUUGGAUCACAGUCAACAUCCAAGGAGAAGAAGGUCAGCUCGGAUGAGUCAACGAAGAAGAAAGUGGGCUCAGAUGAAUCCGCUAAAGAACAAGGAUCAACGAAGAAGAAAGUAAAAUCAAACGAAUCAACUAAAGAAGCGAAGCGAUCAGACAAAGAAAAGAAGAUAACAUCAAAUGAAUCGACCAAAGAACCCAAAAAGAAAGGCAAAAGCCGAAGAAAAAGAAGAAAGCCUCAACGAAAGGCGGAUCUGAUGAAUGGAGCAAGUUGA
Messenger RNA from Bursaphelenchus okinawaensis, 1101 nucleotides. The record is from the annotation of a GenBank genome assembly. Lineage: Eukaryota; Metazoa; Nematoda; Chromadorea; Rhabditida; Aphelenchoididae.